UUCCUUAGAAACUGUUAUCGAUAAAACAAUCUAAUCAAACAUCAAUCACAUUUAAAGUACAUACAGUUUUUUGUUCUUCAAUCCCUACACAUUACAAUAUGGCAACUAACAACAUGGAAGAUCCAAAAAUUCGAGAAGUGAUCGAUGAGUUUGAAAAACAACCAAGGAAAUUAAUUGAUCCGUGCAAUAUAGACACAAAUUCACGCAAAUACUGGCAGCAAAUAUUUCAUGCUAUGGAUGAAUACAGUUCGAUGCCAUACCACAAACGAGAGAGUAUUUUAGAGAAAACACUAAAUGAUCCUUUGCUGAUCUCGCGUCUAGCAAAUAUUUACGACAUUCACCACCAUGAAGAUAUCAUAGAUUUCAAUCAAGUAUCAAGUGACGAUACCCAAAUCAGACCGAUAGAACCAAAACCCAUUUUUCAAGAAUAUUGUGAAGAUUAUGCAUGUACCUUUUCUGAUAUUAAGUUUGCGCUGUCUGAUAAAACGCUACCUUUUGGUGCCGAACCGGAGAGUAGGAUUAUGUUGGAACGACAGCCCACCAUAGACUACAGAAAGGAAUUGACCAAAUAUAAAGAUAUGUCCCAAUAUGAAGGUGAAAGCAUGUACGCUGCGUUUUUGAAGAAAUCGCCUGAGAAAGCAAGUCGAUGGAGGCCUAAACCAGCUUUAACUCUUGAUGGAAUGUCAUUAGCUGCAAAGUGUGAUGCAAUUACUAGAGAAAUUGCUGAAGACUUUGUUGCAUGGAUGGAAAGUCUGGGCGGUGAAACCAGAAGUUCAUUAGACGUUGAUGGAAUUGAAGGAUUGUUCGAAAUAGGUUUCAAUUGUCAUGCAGCGGAUUCACUCAAGAUUAAUAUGAAAGAAUUAAACUCAGUCACUGAAUACGUUGCUCAUGCUAGGGGAACUCCUGAGCUUUCAUUUGCCACGCAAUUAUACCGACAACUAUAUCGUGACAAAACGGCCGUGAAAACUAACUUGCAUAACUUUGCGUUUGGAACGAUGUUGCCUCCAGAAAUGCGAGUGGGUAGCAACGUGGAUUCUGAUGUUUCCAAAUGGUUGGAAAAUAAACGAGUGCCUGAGAAGUUGGCUACGAUGGCUGUCGUUUGGGAAGAUAUUGAAUCAUUAAAGUCAACGGAAGGAUACUGCAACUUCUUACUACAGCACGAAGAAAUUACUCCACCUUCGUAUCUAGUGAACAAAGGGUUGCUAGAUGUUCAGAAGAAAGCAGAGUCGCCAAAUUUGUAUCCAAUUGGUUCAAAUACAGUGACUCAAAGCAAGCUGAGUAUUUAUAGUGCCAGUAACAUCAGUGCAAUUUAAUCAUUGUUUUUAAUAGCAUUUAUUCUUUUUGAAAGCUAAAUUAUAAAAUAAAUAUAGUAUACGUAA
Molecule: messenger RNA, 1379 nt
Organism: Dalotia coriaria
Lineage: Eukaryota; Metazoa; Arthropoda; Insecta; Coleoptera; Staphylinidae
Exons: 6
Coding region: 99-1313 (404 amino acids)
Source: RefSeq, a predicted model, not a curated record